Molecule: messenger RNA, 571 nt
Organism: Bursaphelenchus okinawaensis
Lineage: Eukaryota; Metazoa; Nematoda; Chromadorea; Rhabditida; Aphelenchoididae
Source: the annotation of a GenBank genome assembly
AUGCGUAUUUUAAAUAUUAGCUACAUUCGUUACACUCAAGCCUUAGAAUUUGUGUUCGACUUAUUUUUAAGCUUAGACUCAGGCUUAGUGGCAAGGUUAGUCCAAGGCUUCGACAGAAACUUAGGCUAUAAUUUAGCCAUAGGCUGAGACUUAGGCUUGGAUUGAAGCUUAGGCUUAAAAUUAAACUUGUGGAAAGGCCUAUGAUUAAGCUUAAACUUUGGGUUUUUACAAAACUUAGCAGGGAUAUAAGCUUAAGCCUACUUUUAGCCUCGCCUUUAGCCUUAAUGAGCUUAAGGCUGAGUCCCAACCUAAGCAUAAAACUCAGCCUAAGCCUAAGCUUAAGCCUGAGCGUGAGCCUAAGUCUAAGACUAAUCCUAAGCCUAAGCCUAAGCCUAAGCCUAAGCUUAAGCCUGAGCGUGAGCCUGAGUCUAAGACUAAUCCUAAGCCUAAGCCUAAGCCUAAGCCUAAGCCUAAGCCUAAGCUUAAGCUUAAGCCUGAGCGUGAGCCUGAGUCUAAGACUAAUCCUAAGCCAGAGCCUAAGCCUAAGCCUAAGCCUAAUCCUGAGCCUUAG